Molecule: messenger RNA, 10095 nt
Organism: Clupea harengus (Atlantic herring)
Lineage: Eukaryota; Metazoa; Chordata; Actinopteri; Clupeiformes; Clupeidae
Gene: scn8ab
Product: sodium channel, voltage gated, type VIII, alpha subunit b
Exons: 27
Coding region: 449-6400 (1983 amino acids)
Biological process (GO): sodium ion transmembrane transport; membrane depolarization during action potential; neuronal action potential
Cellular component (GO): voltage-gated sodium channel complex; plasma membrane
Molecular function (GO): voltage-gated sodium channel activity
Source: RefSeq, a predicted model, not a curated record
UUCCGAGGUGAAAGUAGAAACUUAACUGGGUUUGGCAUGACUGAGCUCUACCAAUCAAAAUCUCCCACAGUGGUUUAACGCCUGAGGGAAGGGGUGCUUUUCUUAUUGCAGGAACACUUAAGGACUGCCCUCUCCUACCAGCCGGACGCUCUGCAGCAUCGGUCCUCUCUUCGUUUCUUUGUUGUGGGCAUUUCCAGACACUCCCUAGCAAAUACAAGCACUUGCUGACACUCCCUAACAAUUUGCUGAGAGUCAUCAAUUAUGCAGGCUCGAUGCACGGACCAGGAAGAAAGGUAGCGGAUAGCGGCAACAAUAUGGCGACAACCGCAGUUUCUGACGCGUCUUUCCGGCAUCGUUAACUGCGUGACAGCUGUACUGGAUCUUUCUACCCCUAGAAAAAAAUCUUCAUGGAUUAUAAAUAGAGUGCUCCGCACUGCAUAAUGAGAAGAUGGCCGCCCCCCUGCUUGCACCUCCAGGACCCGACAGUUUCAAACCGUUCACAAAAGAGACUCUCAUUAACAUUGAGAAGCGCGUCGAGGAUGAGAAAAAGAAAAAGCCUGUCAAGCCCCGCUCCGACAGCAGUCACCGCGAUGACUCGGAGGAGAACGCCCCCAAGCCCAACCGUGAUCUGGAGGCAGGGAAGAGCCUGCCCUUCAUCUACGGGGACAUCCCCAAAGGCCUUGUGGCCACGCCGCUGGAAGACUUUGACCCCUACUACCUGACCACCAAAACAUUUGUAGUGCUAAACAAAGGGAAAACCCUCUUCAGAUUCAGUGCCGCACCCUCGUUGUAUAUCUUUACUCCAUUCAGUAUUAUAAGACGCAUAGCAAUUAAAAUUUUGAUACACUCAUUAUUCAGCAUGAUCAUUAUGUGUACUAUUUUGACAAACUGCGUAUUCAUGACAUUUAGCAAUCCACCUGAGUGGUCCAAAACAAUGGAGUAUGUUUUCACUGGAAUCUACACCUUUGAGUCUCUGACUAAGAUUGUGUCCAGAGGCUUCUGCAUAGAUGGUUGGACCUUCCUCCGAGACGCCUGGAACUGGCUGGACUUCAUGGUCAUAUCCAUGGCAUAUGUAACAGAGUUUGUGGACCUGGGGAAUGUGUCCGCGCUGAGAACAUUCAGGGUUCUGCGAGCUCUGAAAACUAUUUCUGUGAUUCCAGGCCUGAAGACCAUUGUGGGCGCUCUGGUCCAGUCAGUGAAGAAGCUAUCAGAUGUGAUGAUCCUGACAGUGUUCUGCCUGAGUGUGUUUGCGCUGAUUGCCCUCCAGCUCUUCAUGGGGAACCUGCGGCACAAGUGUGUAUACUGGCCCAUCAACACAAACGACUCCUUCCUGGCCAACGGCAGCCGCGGCUUUGACUGGAAGGAGUAUAUCAUGAAUGAAACUAAUUUCUACUUCCUGCCGAACCAGAUAGAUGCACUGCUCUGUGGAAACAGCUCUGACUCAGGGCGGUGUCCUGAGGGGUACACCUGCAUGAAAGCCGGAAAGAAUCCUAACUAUGACUACACAAGCUUCGACUCCUUUGGCUGGGCGUUCCUGGCCCUGUUCAGACUCAUGACCCAGGACUUCUGGGAAAACCUCUACCAGCUGACACUCCGCGCCGCAGGGAAGACGUACAUGCUUUUCUUCGUGCUGGUGAUCUUUGUGGGCUCCUUCUACCUGGUGAAUCUGAUCCUGGCUGUGGUGGCCAUGGCCUAUGAGGAACAGAACCAGGCUACCAUUGAAGAGGCUGAGCAGAAGGAGGCUGAGUUUAAGGCUAUGCUGGAGGAGCUCAAGAAACAGCAGGAUGAUGCACAGGCCGCCGCCAUGGCAACGUCAGCAGGCACGGUGUCGGAAGACGCAGUGGUGGAUGGGGGUGAGGAGCAACUCUCCCGCUCAUCCUCCGAGGCGUCCAAACUCAGCUCCAAGAGCGCCAAGGAACGGCGCAACCGCAAGAAGAAGUGGCGUCAGAAGGAGCAAGAGAAGGAGAAGGGCGACAGCGAAAAGGUGGUCAAAUCCGAGUCUGACGACGGCAGCAAACGGAGCCGCUUCCGCUUCCCCGACAACCGGCUAGGUCGGAAAACCUCAAUCAUGAAUCAGUCUCUGCUCAGCAUCCCUGGAUCGCCCUUCAUGUCUCGUCAUAACAGCCGUAGCAGUAUCUUUAGUUUCAAGGGCCGAGGUGGCGGCGGUGGCAAGGACGUUGGCUCGGAGAACGAGUUCGCCGACGACGAGCACAGCACGGUGGAGGAAAGCGAGGACCGCCGUGGCUCCCUUUUCAUCCCCUACCGCCGCAACAGCUACAGUGGCUACAGCCAGGGCUCCUCACGCCUCAACCCGCUGGCGCCACACUCUGGCGGCAAGCGGAACAGCACGGUGGACUGCAACGGCGUGGUGUCUCUGAUUGGCUCCAAGGGACCCGGGCGUCUCCUGCCUGAGGUGAAAAUAUAUAGAGCAGCUUCUGAUGACAGUACCACUGAGGUGGACUGUAAGCGGAAGCUCUCGGGUUCCCUCAUGGUGUCAGUGGAUCAGCUCAACAUGUCCUUCAGCAGAAAAGACCGGGCCAACAGCGCCAUGACUGUGGUCACCAACACACUCGCGGAGGAGCUAGCAGAUUCCCAGAGAAGUUGUCCGCCAUGUUGGUACAAGUUCUCGAACAUCUUCCUGAUUUGGGACUGCUUUCCGUGGUGGAUCAAGAUCAAGGAGGUUGUGAACAUGGUAGUCAUGGACCCUUUUGUGGACCUGGCCAUCACCAUCUGCAUCGUGCUCAACACUGUGUUCAUGGCCAUGGAACACUACCCCAUGACACCUCAAUUCGAGCAUGUGCUCUCCGUGGGAAACCUGGUGUUUACUGGGAUCUUCACGGCUGAGAUGUUUGCCAAGCUGGUUGCCAUGGACCCCUACUACUACUUCCAGGAAGGCUGGAACAUCUUUGACGGCUUCAUUGUCAGUCUGAGCUUGGUGGAGUUGGGUCUGGCGGACGUGGAGGGUCUCUCAGUGUUGCGAUCCUUCAGAUUGUUGAGAGUUUUUAAGCUGGCUAAGUCGUGGCCAACCCUGAACAUGCUGAUCAAGAUCAUCGGUAACUCUGUGGGCGCCCUGGGUAACCUGACCCUGGUGUUGGCCAUCAUCGUCUUCAUCUUCGCCGUGGUGGGCAUGCAGCUGUUCGGCAAGAGCUACAAAGACUGCGUUUGCAAGAUCGCCAAGGACUGCGUGCUGCCGCGCUGGCACAUGAACGACUUCUUCCACUCCUUCCUCAUUGUAUUCCGUGUGCUGUGCGGCGAGUGGAUCGAGACCAUGUGGGACUGCAUGGAGGUGGCCGGUCAGACCAUGUGUCUCACCGUCUUCAUGAUGGUCAUGGUCAUCGGAAACCUGGUGGUGUUGAAUCUGUUCCUGGCUUUGCUACUGAGUUCCUUCAGCGCAGACAACUUGGCGGCUACCGAUGACGACGGUGAGAUGAACAACCUGCAGAUUUCUGUCAUCCGAUUCAAGUUUGGGAUUGCCUGGAUGAAAGUGCAAGUGCCCCUGUUCGUGAACCGUAUGCUCAAGAAGAACCUGGAGGACGAGGUCAAACCGUUGGACGACAUGUACGACGAGAAGGGCAAAUGCAUCGGCAACCACACGGGCGCGGACAUCGGGCGCGGCGACAUGCUGGAGUACCAGAAGAACGGCAAUGGCACCACCAGCGGCAUUGGCAGCAGUGUAGGAAAGUACAUGAUCGACGAGGACCGCAUGUCAUUCAUCAACAACCCCAACCUCACCGUCCGUGUCCCAAUCGCUGUGGGCGAGUCCGACUUCGAGAACCUCAACACUGAGGACUUCAGCAGCGAGUCAGAUGUUGAGAACAGCAAAGACCUGGAUGACACAAGCUCAUCGGAGGGCAGCACUAUAGACAUCAAGCCUGACGAGGAGGACAUGGCCGUCGUGGUGGUGGAGGAGUAUGUGGACCCAGAAGUCUGCUGGACCACAGAAUGCAUUGCCCGGUACCCGUGCUGCGAUGUGCCCAUCACGGAGGGGUGGGGCAAGUACUGGUGGUGGCUAAGGAAGACCUGCUACCUGAUCGUGGAACACAACUGGUUUGAAACAGUCAUCAUCUUCAUGAUCCUGCUUAGUAGCGGUGCACUGGCCUUUGAAGAUGUCUACAUUGAGCAGCGUAAAACCAUCCAGGUCAUUCUGGGAUAUGCCGAUAGUGUGUUUACUUACAUCUUCAUCCUGGAGAUGUUGCUGAAGUGGGUGGCUUAUGGCUUCGUCAAAUACUUCACCAAUGCCUGGUGCUGGCUCGACUUCUUCAUUGUGGAUGUGUCAAUAGUCAGCCUCAUAGCUAAUGCCCUGGGCUACUCUGACUUGGGCCCCAUUAAGUCCCUGAGGACUUUGCGGGCCCUUAGGCCCCUGAGGGCCUUGUCGCGGUUUGAGGGCAUGAGGGUGGUGGUGAAUGCUCUGGUAGGGGCCAUCCCCUCCAUCAUGAACGUGCUGCUGGUGUGCCUCAUCUUCUGGCUUAUCUUCAGCAUCAUGGGCGUCAACCUGUUUGCUGGGAAGUACUACUACUGUUGGAACGCGACGUCCGAGCAGUACUUCGAACCGGAGGAUGUCAACAACCGCACACAGUGUUUCGAGCUGAUCGCGGAAAACCACACAGAGGUGCGCUGGAAAAACGUCAAGAUCAACUUCGACAACGUGGGUGCAGGCUACUUGGCUCUUUUGCAAGUGGCCACAUUCAAAGGAUGGAUGGACAUCAUGUAUGCUGCAGUAGACUCCAGAAAGGUGGAGGACCAACCCAUGUAUGAGGACAACAUCUACAUGUACAUAUACUUUGUUGUCUUUAUCAUCUUCGGCUCCUUCUUCACCCUCAACCUCUUCAUUGGUGUCAUCAUUGACAACUUUAACCAGCAGAAGAAAAAGUUUGGAGGUCAGGACAUCUUCAUGACGGAGGAGCAGAAGAAAUACUACAAUGCCAUGAAGAAGCUGGGCUCCAAAAAACCCCAGAAGCCCAUUCCCAGACCACUGAAUAUGAUCCAGGGGAAGGUGUUUGACUUUGUAACCCAGCAAGUGUUUGACAUUUCCAUCAUGAUCCUCAUCUGCCUCAACAUGGUGACCAUGAUGGUGGAGACAGAUGACCAAUCAGAUGAGACGGAGGAAAUCCUCUACUGGGUCAAUUUCAUCUUUAUUGUGGUCUUCACCACUGAGUUCGUGCUCAAGCUCUUUGCUCUGAGGCAUUACUACUUCACCAAUGGCUGGAACGUCUUUGAUUGUGUUGUGGUCAUCCUCUCUAUAGUGGGUAUGUUCCUGGCAGACCUGAUUGAGAAGUACUUUGUGUCGCCGACUCUAUUCAGGGUGAUCCGUCUGGCACGUAUCGGACGUAUCCUGCGCCUCAUUAAAGGAGCCAAGGGCAUUCGAACUCUGCUCUUUGCCUUGAUGAUGUCACUUCCUGCCUUGUUCAACAUCGGGCUCCUGCUGUUUCUAGUCAUGUUCAUCUUCUCCAUCUUCGGCAUGUCCAACUUCGCCUAUGUAAAGAGAGAGCUGGGCAUUGACGAUAUGUACAACUUUGAGACUUUCGGGAACUCCAUGAUCAUCUUGUUCAUGAUCACCACGUCAGCCGGAUGGGAUGGACUGCUCGCCCCAAUCCUGAACUACCCUCCUGACUGCAAUCCUAAUUAUGAGAACCCUGGUACCACGUACAAAGGAAACUGUGGGAACCCUUCGGUGGGCAUCUUCUUUUUCGUCAUGUACAUCAUCGUUUCCUUCCUUAUCGUGGUGAACAUGUACAUCGCCAUCAUCCUGGAGAACUUCAGUGUGGCCACGGAGGAGAGUGCCGACCCGCUGUGCGAGGAUGACUUUUCGUCAUUCUACGAGAUCUGGGAGAAGUUCGACCCUGAUGCUUCACAGUUCAUCACCUUCGCCAAGCUGCCCGACUUCGCUGACGCGCUGGAGCACCCACUGCGCGUCCCAAAGCCCAACGUCAUCGAGCUCAUCGCCAUGGACCUGCCCAUGGUCAGCGGCGACCGCAUACAUUGCCUCGACAUCCUCUUCGCCUUCACCAAGCGGGUGCUGGGAGACAGCGGGGACCUGGACAUGAUGCGACAGCAGAUGGAGGAGCGCUUCGUGGCAGCCAACCCGUCCAAGGUGUCCUACGAGCCCAUCACAACCACGCUGCGCCGCAAGCAGGAGGAGGUGUCGGCCAUGGUGAUCCAGCGGGCCUACCGGUCCCACCUGGCGCGGUCUGGUUUCGUCCGCAAACGUCGGAACGCCAACAACAAGCAGGAGAACGGAGGAACCAAUCAGGAAAAGAAAGAGAACACGCCCUCGACCGCGUCGCUGCCAUCUUACGACAGCGUCACCAAGCCCGAGAAGGACAAGCAGGACGAGAACGAGGGCAAAGGACGCAAGGAAAAGGGCCGAAACCAAAAAGAAGUCAGGGAAUCCAAGUGUUAGGCUGCCGCAUCUCCCUGAGACUUUUCAUACCAAUAAUAAUAAGAAUAACAUAAAUAUUAACUUCAAGCAAAAGAAAGAGGAAUUCUUGAAUCUAACCACACAUGUACAGAUACAAUUUCAUUUGCAAGUUAACAAAAAAAAGAUAUUCAAAAUAAGAAUAAGAUACAAAAAAUUGUUUACAGACUUCACAGGUCUAACAGUGGAGAGUGGAACAGUUUCCUUAAAGCUUGAAGACUCUUUAAGACGAAACCAAACAUUAUCUGCUUUUGUCCUAUUUUGUUGCAUCCAAACUCAGACUCAGAAACAAACAGACACAGAGCUGCUGACCUGCAGUGGUGGAGGUGUUCAGAUGGGCGGGUCCGCCCACCCCAACCCUCAUUGGUUCUGGCAUGUGUGUUCCGAGGUGUAUACACCAAUCACCACUCUGCCCUCUGCUCAGCCCAACACAGUUCUGGUGGCACUGAGUGAACAUGCAGACUAAACAGACACUAAAGCUAGAGGAGGGAGAGUGGAGACCUUUCUCUCUUCUCUUUCUCAGAGUCUGAGCUGGCAAUCCUUUGGGUUUUUUUGCAUUACUUGAAGGGCAAAAAAACAAACAAAAAAAAAAAACAGGAAAAUGUGGAGAAAACUUUAUCACCAUCCAAAAAUGUUCCUCAUGAUAUUACAGCAAUGUCAUCAUCAGUAACUCCUCAUACAUUUCUUUGUUGUCAUGAUGUCAGACUUAUUUGUCCAAGCUGGUGCAGCCUACCAGGACCCCAUAAGUACACAUAAACAUACACACACACACACAUAUACAUACACACACAUACACGCAAGUCCAGACUCAUUAAUGGAUUAUUGUGCUUGUUCAAUGCAUAACGAUGAUGCAUGAUGGCAUGCUUUGUUCAGAAAUCUGCAUGAGUAAUCAGUCAUGAGUAGUCAUGAGGAAUCAUAGACCACCAGAGGACGGUAGCGCUCGGCCCGCCACUGGGUGGAAGUCACAGGGCUGGGUUUGAAUUUAGGGCUUUCAGGAGAGGGUUGGCUUUAGGCCAGUUGUAUGACAGUGGCCUGCGUCGGCUCUUCUGAACCAGAAGUUGCUCAAUUGGUCAGUCUGCAGUAGAGGCCUCUUGACAAAUAAGAAAUUAAAGCUUUGUGGCACAUAGAGAGAAAGAGAGAAUGAGAGAGAGAGAGAAUGAGUGAGAGAGAGAGGGACGGAGGGAGAGAGAGAUUGAGAGAUUAUUGCUAAAGACUGUGUAUUCUAAAGCCUUUAGUUUCUUUUUAUGCAGCAAUUUUGUGAAUCAGCUUAGCAUCCCUUGAGAUGCCCUUUUAGAGGGCUGACCUCGGACAGGGAUUGUUGUGUGAGUAUGUGCGUAUGUGUGUCUGUCUGUCACAGUCAGAGAGCUAAUCAGAACUUCAGGUCUACCAGGACAAGCUUGAAGAUGUUAGAAAAAUUCAGAUUGUCUGGAAAGCUUUUUUCUGUUUUAACUCUGCUGCUUUGCAUAUGCUCUCUGUGGUGGCGCUGUCCUGCUGGAUUCAUCUGUGCUUUUAAUGAAGACGUCGUAGGGUGUGGAAGAUAGAGAAUGUGUGGUCGGAGCAGAAAGGGAGAGUGUCUUUCAGUGUCUCUCAAAGAGAGAGUUUUCAUUAUUUGAUUGUCAUAGUUAUAACAUUCUCAUUAUGUUGUAUCUUUGUGAUUUAUUUUUUUCCGGGUGGAGAGUAUGUGUGUGUUGAAAGAUGCUAACAUUCAAAUGUUGUGAAAUGUCGAGAUGUGUAAGUGUGUGUUAUAAGGCACUCAAGGUUGUGUGUUUGUGUAUGCUGUAAUGUUUAGACAGACAGGUGUAUUGUCGUAAGGUACAGAGGGAUAUGAGUGAGAGACAGGUGUGUUGGAAGGUGAAAGAGAGUAUCAGGGGUAGCACCCUGCACGCUUAGAUUCAGGUCCUUCUCUUCAAACAGGGGGCAAAAAAGAGAAUUUGCUGGAACACCGUCAGAAUCCUGGAGCUGCUUCCUAUUGUGAUUUCAUUCCUGACUUCUAUAGGUCCUUCUCUCUUCCUCCAGUUCCUGCUGCUGCAUGACAGAGUGUGGGCAUACACAUGAACAAAAAAAAAAGAACAGACAGAAAGAAAGGAAAAAAAAAAGACAAAACUCAAACUGAAAAAUCAUCACUGCUUCCCUCUUACUGAACAACCAUUCACAUUCAUUAAAAAUAAGUAAAGCAAAAUCAGAACCAGUCAUCACAAAAUAAAACCAAAUGAUAAAGACAAACAAUAUAAAAAUGUACAGUACAAGCUAUAAUGUAAACGGCACAAAUGCUAAAAAGUUAAGAAUGAACUUUUUAAGGGACUAUAAAUAAUGUAAUAUAUAAUUUUAUUUUAACAGCAUGCUUAGAUUUUGUAAAUACAGAAGUGGUUAAAAACUAUUGCUAUUAAUCUAAUCCAGCAAAGUACUCCUAACCCCAGCAGACUGGCUUAGAGCACUUGUGGCUAGUUUGGAAAAUGUUUAGAGGGAUUACAUUUGAUGAGACACUUUAACUUUUACGAGUGGAAUCUAAAAUUAAAGAAUUAUAUGAAAUAAAAAGCGUAUGUAUAAAUCAAUGCAAAUAUAGAGCUAUAUCGCGCAUGCAGACAGACACACAAAUGUGUGUAUGUGUGUGUGUUCAUAUGAAUAACUGUGUGAGACAUGGCCCCACUGUUUGUAUUUUUGGCUACACAACAUCAGUAAGCAAACCACACACAGACACACCAUUUUUAUACACAUUUGCUCACUCAGUCUCACACAUACACACAGUCACACACACAGACACACACACACACCCCUUUUAUACAAGUGUGUUUCCUCGCACUGUUUUAUCCUAGUCCUUCUUUCACUUCACACUCUCCUUUCCCCCAAACACUAAUUCAAACCCCUGUGUACUAAACGUCCCUUACACCUGUGUGUGUGCGAGUGUGAAUGUGUGUGUGUGUGUGUGUGUGUGUGUGUGUGUGUGUGUGUGUGCGUGUGCGCGUGCGUGUGUAUGCGUGCGUGUGUGCAAGUGUGUGUGUGUGUGUGACUGUUCAAUGCUUGUUUCACUCUAGACACUCACCCCCCACCCACUCCAACACACAAACACUAGUGCAAUGAUAAUGGCUUUAUUAUGAUUUAUUUGGAAUAAUCAUGGUUUUCAUUAUUCUGUUAAUUUCAGGUGCAAUACGUCUAUACGGCACGUGCCUUUUCAGCUGCUUAUUGUGUUUAUUAACAACAAAAAAAAAGCUCCAAACAUCAGAGCCUCUGACCAGUGGGAAUUUGCCUUGCUUACAAAGGUCAAAGGUGAACAGGGCCCUGGAACAUGGGCCGGUGCCUCCAACCACGUCUGUAUGAAUCCAAAAAGUGGGCUGUUGUGUAAAAGGGGCCCUUGCUUGGUGCCCUAAUCUUUGAGGCCACACAGCGGAUGAUUCUCUCAUUUCUGUUUUCUUUCUAUAGAGACCUCACUCAUUCUAAUUAACAUGUGCCUAUGUUAUUUCGUUGCAUGACUGGGGAUGCUGACUUUAUUUGCUGAGAAUAAUCAAAAAUAAAGCAAGAGAUUUUUUGUUUUGUUUUAUUUUUAUUAUAAUUUUUUUCGGUUGUUGCUGUUGUGGAAUGAAAUGGUGUGUUGCACAAGAGUGUGGCCAUGGGGAGAGUCACGGACAGACUGCCUUCAUUUGAGCACGAAACCUUUUUCCAACAAUAAAGCAGCCCUCCAAUUA